Molecule: messenger RNA, 2504 nt
Organism: Lycium ferocissimum
Lineage: Eukaryota; Viridiplantae; Streptophyta; Magnoliopsida; Solanales; Solanaceae
Exons: 2
Coding region: 363-2234 (623 amino acids)
Source: RefSeq, a predicted model, not a curated record
UAGCAACUUUUUGGUCCAUUCUUGGACACUUCUUCCUCUUCUUUCUUCAUUGUCCCUAUCUUAUCAUUUCCCUUUUUCUACUUUGUCGAUACUUCUGCAAACUUUGAUAAACUUACAUGCUUUUUUUUUUUUUUUUUUUUCUUUGGACCAAUCUUGAAGCUUAACUGUGAGGCUUUUCAAGAUUCUUGGUGAGUUUGUACAGUUCUAUUGUUGGUCUGAUAUUCUUGGGGUUUUGCUCUUUUUCAAAGAUUUGUGGGGAAAAUCAUCAUUUUUAGCUAAUAAGGUGAAGCUUUUUAUGAUUCUUGGUUAGCUUAUAAUUUCCUGCUGUUGGAGUUUGGUGGGUUGGUGUCAACUUUGACAUAAUGCUUUCUUCUAAGAUGCCUGAGAAAGCUGUAAAUUUUGGGUGGGUAAUGAGGUCUAAUAACCCCAAAGUCCAAUGGUGGUUUAAGCUAUUGACAAUGGGUGUUUUUCUUGGAAUCUUGAUUGUAUGGGGGAUUGAUGGUGUUAGUGUGGGUAGUUUUCAGAGAGAUUUUGUUUCGUUGAAGGUGAAUAGUUCAGGAAAGUUUAUUCCUACUUUUAAAGAUUUCAGCUUUACCAAUAUUUCCCUUAGACCCCGUUCAGUAAAUACUCGCCAGAAUCUGAACCGAGAUUUUGCCAAAAAAAAUCUGGUUCCUACAGUCGAACCUCAACCGAUUAAUUUGACUGAAAAUCAAGGUAAUGCCCCCGAUUUCAGUCUUGAAAUGGUGACAAAUUUGUCCCAUAAGGAACCAGUAAGGGUAGAGGUUUCAAGACCAAGAGUUCAUAGGUGGAUUUCUGCUGAAUUAGAGGCAAACUAUUCAUCAAAUCUGCUUACUAAUUGGUUGGCUCCUGGAGGUGAGCCGUGUAGGGAUUCAAGAACUGUGGAUAUAAAAAUCCCUGCUUUGGAUGGUCGUGAGAACAUUGAGUUGUCAACUGGGGAUAUUCAUGAGUUUGUUUUCCAAGCAUUGGAUGAUUCUGGGAAACCCCAUUGUUUGGGUGGUGAUUAUUUUGAAACUGAUAUUGCUGGUGAAACAUGGAAGUCUAGGCCUCCCAUUAAAGAUUUAGGCAAUGGUACUUACCAGUUUACCCUGCAAGUCCACCCUGAUUUUUCUGGGGAUUACAAUCUCACAAUUAUCCUACUGUUUCGACAUCAUGAAGGCCUGAAGUUUUCGCCUGAAAGGUUUGCAUUUGACAAAGUUUUGCGCGUGAUCCCAGUCAAAUUCUCCAAGUCCUCCGUUGAAUUACCUGAAAUGUCUCAAUGCAAGAAGUCGGAUCUUGUUAGGGAUGUGUGGUCUGGUCGAUGGACUCGUCAUGCCAAGAAUGAUAGCUGCCCAAUUAGUAAUGAUGGGCGAUACAGAUGCCAAGAACCAAAUUUUCCAUGCCAAAAACCAUGGUGUGAUGGUCCACUGGGGUCCUUGGAGAGCAAUGGUUGGGUAUAUUCAACACAUUGUUCAUUCAAGAUGUUCUCAAGUGAAGAAGCAUGGAAUUGUUUGAAGGGUCGCUGGAUUUUCUGGUGGGGCGAUUCGAAUCACUGUGACACAGUGAGAAACAUCCUUCAUUUCAUUUUAGACGUGAAUGAUAUAAAGGAGGUUCCAAGAAGAGCUGAUUUGAACAUCAGCAACCCGAGGAAUCCGUCUCAAACAGUUCGAUUUACUAACAUUUUCAAUGGGCAUCCUAACCAGACAGGCAAUUAUCAAGGCUUGAAUUCAUUGAAAGAUGCUGACUAUAGAGAACUUUUGAAAAAGUACUUCUCUGGAGAUGUUGUUCCAGACACUAUAAUUAUGAAUUCGGGAUUACAUGAUGGAGUAUAUUGGCCUAAUAUUAGGCAUUUCAUUGAAGGCGCCAACUAUGCUGCAUCAUUCUGGGCUGAGGUAUUUAAUGGGGUUAGGCAGAGAGGGUUGAGACCACCUGAAGUCAUAUAUAGGACGACAAUAACCACCGGUGGAUAUGCUAGACGAUUAGCAUUUAAUCCAAAUAAAAUGGAGGCCUUCAAUGGGGUAGUCUUGGAUAAGUUUAGGGCAUAUGGUUUAGUUGAUCGCGUCAUUGAUGAUUUUGACAUGACUUACCCUUGGCACUACGAUAACAGAUGCAAUGAUGGGGUGCAUUAUGGCCGUGCUCCCGCCAAGCUAAAGUGGAGGGAUGGCCAGAUUGGGCACCAGUACUUUGUGGACCUUAUGCUUGGUCAUGUGCUGCUCAAUGCAUUAUGUGCAAGAUAGGAGGAGGCAACCAACUUCAAGCAAUUGAUAGAUUUUUGCAAGAGGAAGACUAGGGUGCAAGAAAUUUAGUGAUAUUCUUGAUCUAUCUUUCAGUAUUUACUGUCCAUUAUGUUUUCUGAAAUUUCUUCCACGUUGUAGGCCAAUACUAAAGGUUGUAUAGGGGAACACUAAAGGAUAGUAUUGUUUGUAACUCAAUUUUUGAGCUUCUUAUAGUCCCAUUUGCUUGAACUGUUGUAUAUCUAAAGAAUAUUACUAUUGCCAUUUACUCCA